This is a messenger RNA of Pistacia vera, 1945 nucleotides long. Its product is annotated as serine/threonine-protein kinase STY13. Gene Ontology annotation, biological process: protein phosphorylation. NCBI's taxonomy places the organism in Eukaryota, Viridiplantae, Streptophyta, Magnoliopsida, Sapindales, Anacardiaceae. Gene Ontology annotation, molecular function: protein kinase activity; ATP binding. The transcript is spliced from 4 exons. The record is from RefSeq and is a predicted model, not a curated record. The coding region runs from base 330 to 1580 and encodes 416 amino acids.
GUUUUUAAGUUAGUGUGGAGUAGGAGUGGGGUUGGUCGCAAUAAAAACGAGGCUUUGGAAGCGAAAACUGCUCACUUUCUUCUUCUUCUUGUUCUUUGGUUUUUGCCUGGUCAGGUCAUCAAGUCACGCUCUGGACCAAUUGGUAAAGUUGGUGAAGAAACUUUCGCUUGAAAUGAGUGCUAGGAGUCUAGGAUCGGGAUAAUUGCGUUUCCAGUGCAAUUUCUGGCCUGGGAAGGAUACAUGCUGAAAAGACAACAUUGUGAAAUGAGCAUCAGGAAAUUGGUAUAAAACCAGUCCUAUUUUGAGUUCUGCUUUUGAAAGUUUCAUUCAUGAUUGGAAAGAUGGGUGAGGGGCCAAAAUUUACCGGACUUAUAGGAGGAAAUAACAACGGUGAUAACAAUUAUUAUGAUUUCACUCAAGUGUUUUACCAAAAACUUGGUGAGGGUACAAACAUGUCCAUUGACAGUUUGCAGACUAGCAAUGCCGGUGGGUCUGUCUCUAUGUCGGUAGACAACAGCAGUGUGGGUUCCAAUGAUUCUUUGACUCACAUUUUAAGCCACCCAGGUUUGAAGCCUGUGAGCCAUAACUACUCAGUGGGGCAAAGCGUGUUCCGUCCGGGUAAGGUGACCCAUGCUCUUAAUUACGAUGCUUUAGCUCAAGCAUUGAUGGAUGAUAGGUAUCCAACUGAAGGACUGGAGAAUUAUGAUGAGUGGACGAUUGAUUUGAGAAAACUUAACAUGGGUACUGCUUUUGCCCAAGGGGCUUUUGGGAAAUUAUAUAGAGGAACAUAUAACGGGGAGGAUGUUGCCAUUAAGAUAUUGGAGAGGCCUGAGAAUAGUCCAGAUAGGGCACAAGUUAUGGAGCAACAGUUCCAGCAGGAAGUAAUGAUGCUUGCAACAUUGAGGCAUUCAAACAUUGUGCGGUUCAUUGGAGCAUGCCGUAAGCAAAUGGUCUGGUGUAUCGUCACAGAGUACGCUAAGGGAGGGUCAGUUCGGCAAUUUCUAACAAGAAGGCAAAAUCGGGCAGUGCCACUUAAGCUGGCUGUUAAGCAGGCACUGGAUGUGGCCAAGGGGAUGGCAUAUGUGCAUGAACUUGGGUUUAUCCAUAGAGAUUUGAAGUCGGAUAACCUUCUGAUAUCUGCAGAUAAAUCUAUAAAGAUUGCAGAUUUUGGUGUUGCUCGAAUUGAGGUCCAAACGGAGGGAAUGACACCAGAGACAGGAACAUAUCGUUGGAUGGCUCCAGAGAUGAUCCAGCAUAGGCCCUAUACACAAAAAGUGGAUGUCUAUAGCUUUGGGAUUGUCCUUUGGGAGCUCAUUACGGGUUUGCUUCCCUUCCAGAACAUGACUGCAGUACAGGCAGCAUUUGCUGUGGUGAAUAAAGGCGUAAGGCCAGUUAUUCCAAAUGACUGCCUCCCUGUGCUUAGUGACAUCAUGACCCGCUGCUGGGACACCAACCCGGAAGUUCGUCCACCCUUCACUGAGAUUGUGAAAAUGCUUGAGAAUGCUGAAACUGAGAUCAUGACUACAGUGCGCAAGGCUCGCUUCAGGUGUUGCAUGACUCAACCAAUGACAGUGGACUGAUCCAGAAUAGAAGACCAAAGAAGAAAUGAUAAAAAGGAUAUAAAUGAAAUUGAAAAAAGAUAAAACAGAAGCAGUAAGAAUUUUACAUAUAAGUUUGUGUAUGUAUCAGUACUUUCUUUAAAUAUUCGAGAUAGGGAUCAGGUAACUAUUAUACUGCUGGUUUCUGGAUAUUGAUGACAAUUGUAAUGGAAUGGUGGUGUUGAAGGUAGUUUCUCAGAUCUAGUAGAAGGGAGCUUUGAUGAAUGCUUCCCUCUGUAACUAUGUAUAUGGAUUGGAGCCUGCCAUUUUCAUUGAGGUUUGAUUGUUCUUGUUUUUAUAACAGCUGCAGGUUCAUUAUGUUGGAUCAAUUAUACCUCUUUUUCCGA